UCUUCUUCAGCUUUCUGUCCCCUCCCCUCCCUGCAGAUUUCACUGGUUGCAUAAAAAACGUAAACUUUAGCUCAACGGAACGGAUUCUUCAUUCCUGACAGCUGAGCUGAAGCUGUAGAUAGCCUUUUCUUUGAACUGUGGUAUUCCCAGCUUUGGAGUAAACAAUGCCAAACUACAAGCUUAUCUAUUUUAACUUCAGAGGGAGAGGAGAAAUAAUUCGGUAUCUAUUUGCCUAUUUGAAUCAGGAAUAUGAAGACCGCAGGAUUGAGUUCCCAGAUUGGCCUGCAAUCAAACCUACUAUUCCAUAUGGAAAACUUCCAGUUUUAGAAAUUGAUGGCGUCAUCUAUCACCAAAGUCUGGCCGCGGGGCGAUACCUGGCUAAAAAAGCAGGAUUGACAGGUAAAUCUGAUUUGGAACAACUUCGUGUUGAUGCUAUUAUAGAUUCAAUUGAUGACUUCAUAUCUGAGUUUCCUUGGGAAGCAGAAAAUGAAGCAGAAAAAAAACGGAAGCAAACAGAGUAUGUGGCCAAAGCUGCACCAGACCUACUGAUUAGCUUGGAAAAAUCCUUGGGAGACCAUGUCUGGUUUGUUGGUGACUCUGCAACCUGGGCAGACUUUUACUGGGAUGUCUGCAGUGAUGGAAUUGAAGGCUAUGUACCUGGCUUUGCAGACAAAUACGUAAAACUGAAGGCUCUUAAAGAAAGAGUAAAAGCUAUUCCGGCUAUUGCUGCAUGGGUAAAAAAACGACCACACACUGAAGGUUAAUUUGCAAUGCAUAGCUGACUAGGAAGCUAUCAGUUCAAGCAUGCUACAGUUUGUUUUAUUUGACAAUAAAAAAAUUCACAGCAAA
This is a messenger RNA of Bombina bombina (fire-bellied toad), 849 nucleotides long. Its product is annotated as hematopoietic prostaglandin D synthase. Gene Ontology annotation, biological process: glutathione metabolic process. NCBI's taxonomy places the organism in Eukaryota, Metazoa, Chordata, Amphibia, Anura, Bombinatoridae. The coding region runs from base 165 to 764 and encodes 199 amino acids. Gene Ontology annotation, molecular function: glutathione transferase activity. The record is from RefSeq and is a predicted model, not a curated record. The transcript has 6 exons.